UAACACUUUGCAAUGCGCAUGUAAAGAAUGUUGUAAUCAGCUGAUAUUAUCGUAAAUAACUCGUUUAACCUUCAUUCAACAGUAACGAAGAAAACGUUAAAGAUGAACUUCGCCGGAAAAGUGGUUUUGAUAACCGGCGCCAGUUCCGGAAUUGGGGCUGCAACGGCGAAGCACUUCGCUAAAUUGGGAGGAAGUUUAGCGUUGGCUGGAAGGAAUAAAGAGAACCUGAGCAAAAUAGCAGCAGAAUGCAACGCGAAAGAUCACAUCGAGCUGACCGGAGAGUUGACCAACGAGAAUGACACUAAAGCAAUCUUAGAAAAGACCAUCGAGCGUUUCGGAAGAUUAGACGUGCUGGUGAACAAUGCAGGAAUCAUUGAAACCGGAAGCAUAGAAACCACCACCCUCGAGCAAUACGAUCGUUUGAUGAACAUCAACGUGCGUUCGAUCUUCCAUUUGACCAGUCUUGCUGUUCCACAUCUCAUCAAAACCGAGGGUAACGUCGUCAAUGUAUCCAGCGUUAAUGGAAUCAGAUCAUUCCCAGGAGUCUUGACUUACUGUGUAUCGAAAGCGGCCGUCGAUCAGUUCACCAGAUGCACAGCUCUCGAAUUGGCCACGAAGAACGUUCGAGUCAAUUGCGUUAAUCCCGGGGUAACGGUGACCAAUCUUCACAAGAGAGGAGGAAUGGGCGAAGAGCAAUACAAGGAAUUCCUGAAGAGGACGAAAGACACGCAUGCCAUGGGACGACCCGGACAACCGGAAGAAGUCGCCAAUGCAAUCGUUUUCUUGGCUAGUCAACACGCUAGCUUUAUAACCGGAGUUUCCGUUCCUGUCGAUGGUGGCCGCCACGCCAUGUGCCCCAGAUGAAGAAACAACUUUUGAAAUAAUUUCAUACGCUUUUCUUACAUUUUAUACAAUACAUAUCAAAUAAAACGCAGCUUUAAACACUUUA
This is a messenger RNA of Nicrophorus vespilloides, 949 nucleotides long. RefSeq names its product 3-oxoacyl-[acyl-carrier-protein] reductase FabG-like. Lineage: Eukaryota; Metazoa; Arthropoda; Insecta; Coleoptera; Silphidae. The record is from RefSeq and is a predicted model, not a curated record. The coding region runs from base 103 to 864 and encodes 253 amino acids. Gene Ontology annotation, molecular function: oxidoreductase activity. The transcript has a single exon.